Messenger RNA from Anthostomella pinea, 3441 nucleotides. The record is from the annotation of a GenBank genome assembly. Lineage: Eukaryota; Fungi; Ascomycota; Sordariomycetes; Xylariales; Xylariaceae.
AUGGCGCCGUCACAUUCGCCGGCCGCCACCACCACUUCGUUCCUCGUGGGUAAUCUCCACUGUCCUACCUGUGUCUCCGCGAUACAGGAUGCUCUAAAAGGCCUGCAAGGCAUCCGAUGGGUGUCACCAAACGUUGUUACUUCUUGGAUUACCGUAGAACACGAGCCGGGCGCAUCCAUCAUGCAGAUGGCAUCCAGGUUGGAAGAGGCAGGCUUUGAGCUAUCCAGCAUCAACUCGGCAGAUGGCGAGGUUGACAUGGAGAACUACAUGGGCGGCGAUACCGCCAACCUCGUCGGCGGCAGACAACCCACUAGUUCGGCAGACGUCGGCCAGCUAGACGGCACUGUGGAUUACAUCUCCAAGAAAUACGGCAAGCUCACGCCUGUGCGGGCCUCCGCUGCGAAGGCUGAACAUGCCAAAACCCACCUCAACAAUUGCAAGCAAUGCCAGACCACAGCAUCUAACCCCUACAGUUCCUGUAUCAACGGGGCGUUGGUUACGAGUCACGGCAGAACCAGUGAGCAGGACACUGUCGAUAAGAACGCCGACGGUGGUAUGAUCGUGUCUACCAGUUCGCUCGCCACUGUUGACAAUGAACAACCAAUAUCGCCCUCGCCAAAGCGUUCGUGGCGAGCUUCGUUAGCCGUUGGUGGUAUGACAUGCGCCGCUUGCUCAAACACCAUUCAAGAUGAGCUCAGCAAGAGAGAUUGGAUCACCAAGAUCACCGUCAACCUGAUAUCGAACAGCGCAACCAUCGAGUACGUUGGAGACGAGGGCGACGCCAGCCGUGUUGUUGAAAGCAUCGAAGAUCUUGGGUAUGAAGCCAAUAUCGAUCAAGUCGUCAGCCUCGACGAUGAAGUAAAAUCAACCAAGCAUGAGAGAACGGUCGAAAUCUCCAUCGAUGGUUUCUACUGCCAACACUGUGCUCAACGAACAGCGAAGAGCCUCGCCGUCUUCGGUCACAAAUUGAGUGUGGUCAACCAACCCACCCAGCAGAGGCCUAUCAUCAAGGUCACAUACAUCCCUGAGGUACCAACAUUCACGGUUCGCACGAUACUAGCAGCAAUUGACGCGAGCGAUCCAGCAUUCAAGGCGUCUAUCUACCAUCCACCAACAUUGGAGGAACGAUCGAAGCGCAUGCAUGCGCAACACCAGAAACAGAUUCUCUUUCGAGUAAUCCUCACGUUCAUCAUCGCCACACCAACUUUCAUCAUAGGCAUUGUCUAUAUGAGCCUCCUCUCUGACCACGGUCCAGGGAAGAUGUUUCUCAUGGCACCAUGGGCAUCCGGUAUCAGUCGCGCACAAAUUGCACUUUUCAUCAUGGCUACACCCGUAUACUUCUUCGCAGCAGACAUUUUCCACCGGCGCGCAGUGAAGGAGAUAAAAUCCCUAUGGAGGCCCGGUAGCCGCACACCCAUCCUACAGCGGUUCUAUCGCUUCGGAAGCAUGAACAUGCUCAUGUCUCUGGGCACGACAGUCGCAUACGUAUCCUCCGUGAGUCAGAUGAUAGCCGCCGCUGCGGAUCGUUCUCAGCAAGUCAAAGACUCGAACUUUUACUUCGACUCGGUGGUCUUUCUGACUCUGUUCCUACUUGUGGGUCGGCUCAUUGAGGCCUACAGCAAGUCCAAGACGGGGAGUGCCGUCGAAGCGCUUGGUAAACUGCGACCAACGACAGCCAUUCUGGUCCAGAAGGGUGCGGAUAAAAAUUCCACAGACAGUGUCGUUCAGACUGACUUGUUGGAGUUUGGCGACACUGUCCGUAUUCCCCACGGUUCUUCUCCCCCUUGUGAUGGGCGAAUCAUCCAUGGUGAGACCGUGUUCGACGAGUCAAGUUUGACCGGUGAAUCCCGCCCCAUCAAGAAGCGCGUGGGUGACGAGGUGUACUCUGGGACUGUCAACAUGAGUUCCCCAAUCUUGGUCCGCAUCACGGGCGUCGCAGGCCAGUCGAUGCUUGAUAAAAUUGUCAACGUCGUUCGCGAAGGCCAGACCAAGCGCGCACCCGUGGAAAAAGUCGCCGACUUGCUCACAGCUUAUUUCGUGCCAGUUGUCACAUUGAUCGCUAUCCUCACGUGGAUUAUUUGGCUGUCCGCUGGCCUGUCUGGUGCAGUUCCAGGACAUUUCCUUGAGUCAUCUGGAGGAUGGGUCGCAUUCUCGCUACAAUUUGCCAUUGCGGUGUUCGUCGUCGCAUGUCCCUGUGGUCUGGCCCUGGCUGCCCCGACAGCGAUUUUCGUCGGCGGCGGGUUAGCAGCGAAACACGGUAUUCUCGUCAAAGGCGGUGGAGAGGCUUUUGAGAAAGCCAGCCGCAUCGACUGUGUCGUCUUCGAUAAGACUGGCACUCUGACUACGGGCGGCGAGCCUAGUAUCACUGAUUCGAUGAUCUUCCCAGGCCAAGACGUCAAUGCAGAACAGCGUAGCAGGCUACUGUCUGCGCUUCGGGCCGUUGAAGAGAACAGUAGCCACCCCAUUGCAAAAGCCAUCGUCUCCUUCUGCAGCGCCCAGACGCCGGAACGAAUCACAGUCACUGAAGUCAUGGAAAUACCCGGGAAGGGUCUCAAGGCCACCUGCAGUGACGGCUCCCCUGGCCAAGGUUUCGAUAUCAUUGUUGGAAACGAAGCUCUCAUGAAGGACUUUACCGUGCCCAUACCCUCAGCAGUCGCUUCAUCUCUACAGACCUGGAAGACGGAAGCCAAGUCCGUUGUCCUCGUUGCCACCAAAUCGACCUCGCCAUCCGGCACACCCUCUUUCUAUACCGUAGCCGCCGCCCUGUCGGUAUCUGACCCCAUACGCCCGGAGACAUCUUCCGUAAUUCAAGCCCUGCGAGCCAAGGGAACAGAUGUGUGGAUGCUCUCGGGCGACAAUAUCGUCACCGCGCGCGCCGUCGCUCUCCGCGUCGGCAUCCCCGAAACCAACGUCAUCGCGGAGGUACUGCCUACGCAGAAGUACGAUAAAAUCACGUACCUGCAGUCGACGCUCAAAGCGCGUCGCGGCCGCGGCUCCAACGCGACCGAAGACCCGGGCGGCCGCCGCGCCACCAUUGCCAUGGUCGGCGACGGCAUCAACGACGCGCCCGCGCUCAGCACGGCCGACGUCGGCAUCGCCAUCGGCUCGGGCAGCGACGUGGCCAUCUCGAGCGCCGACUUCGUGCUCGUCAACAGCAACCUGGGCUCCGUGGUCACGCUGCUCGACCUCAGCGCCAGCGUGUUCCGGCGCAUCAAGUUCAACUUUGCAUGGGCGCUCGUUUAUAAUCUUGUCGCGCUGCCCGUCGCCGCCGGCUGUCUUUAUCCUAUAGUGGUGCGCGGCGAGCAUGUGCGGUUGGAUCCUGUGUGGGCUAGCCUGGCUAUGGCGCUGAGUUCUGUCAGUGUCGUGCUGAGCAGUCUGGCGCUAAGGACGCGGGUGCCUUGGUUGGGGUUUCGGGUUAGGAGUGUGAAGGGGGUGGAGUGA